AUAGUUUGUUUGUCGCUGUAUUGUACUUCUCUGCUAUGAAAAGUUUGUGCUGACGCUGAUGCCUUUGCCUUUACCGUUCUCUGAGUGGUAGUGUCGGCGCGCGCUGACGAUUCAUCAUCCCGUCUAAGGAUGUGUGAUCUGGGUCUCAACCAGACAGGACCACUUCGAUGGAGUCGAUAAGAUAAUGCCAGAAUCAUCACGGCACGUCCGCGUGAGCCUUCACCACUAUCAAACAAACGAAGGACUACAAUGGCGGGACGAUAUUUAUGCAGACUCUCGAGCAACAAAGUCGAGUGAGACACAGACUUCACUCGGAUGGCAUGUUUCACCCUUCUCCCAGAAGCUGAUGGCAUAUAAACAAGGGGAGCCGCCAGAGUGUCAGUUGGAAGUGGCUACGCAGGUACUUCACAAAUGGGCGCCGUACACAGUAUCUUCGCCUGCAUCGGUGGCUCUUGCGAGCGAAAUCUUGACGAGAUCACCGAGAACAAAGCUGUCACAGACGAACACGACCAUGACCACGACGACCACCCGGCCUCUGCCAAAGGCUCAAGCACAGCCUUCCAACACCACGAGCAAGCAGCACAACCGCACCGGGACACUCCGUCAUCAAUCUACUCCCCCAUCACAUCGGCAUCAGCUUCCUUCGACGACAACACCAGCGAAGCCAGUUGGACGCUGCAUCUCCCUAUCUUCGGCGCCAUCGCCUUGCGCAGGGCACACCAACGCGCAGCCGAUCCAUUCCAAAUCCAGCGCGAACAGAUGAGUCAACUGCAUCAUGAGAUUGCGGAGAAAACUGGACCAUUGAGGGAUACGGAUGUCGUUUUUCGGGAGGUGGACUGGACGGGGGAGGGGAAGGGUGGUGGGAGAGAUGGAGAGGACAUGAGUCCGAAGUCGAAGCUGCCGACGAGGGGAGUGACAGAGCAGAGUGAUCUUGGAGAGGAGCAAGCGGAAGAAAUGAUGAGCAGUAGGAAUGAUGAAGAGAGAGGCGGAUCUUUCGACUUGCUGGACUACACCAUCGUUCCUCGCUUCUCAGCGCCAUUCGAGGAAGGAGAUUUUCUGAUCGACCCUUUCAAGGGACAUCCAUGGAGCGCUCCAGGUAGACUUGAAGGAGAGAAGGGGUGAUUGGGGUGGGAUAUG
Molecule: messenger RNA, 1137 nt
Organism: Neohortaea acidophila
Lineage: Eukaryota; Fungi; Ascomycota; Dothideomycetes; Mycosphaerellales; Teratosphaeriaceae
Exons: 2
Coding region: 412-1122 (236 amino acids)
Source: RefSeq, a predicted model, not a curated record